CAGGAGGGGAAGGAGACGUGUAAUAUCUGCCCUGCAGGCUUUUACUGCUUCUCAAAUAAUGACAGUUCAGGAGUAACAAUGCCAAAAGUUUGCCCCAUUGGUCAUUACUGCCCUCCUGGUGCCAGUUUUAUAACUGUGUACCCAUGCCCACCAGGAACAUAUGGACCAAAAACUGGAGGAUCAAGUAAAUUAGACUGUGAGGCCUGUCCAGCGGGGAUGUAUUGCUCUUCUGAGGGGCUUUAUAAACCAACCGGCUACUGCCAAGCAGGGUAUUACUGCUCUCAAGGGGCUAUAAACCCUACACCGAUCAAUCCACGGGUGCCUUCUAGUGUGCAUUCAUCGACCCAAAAUGACAUCUGUCCGGCAGGACAUUAUUGCCCUAAUGGUACCCUUGUGCCUGUGCCCUGCCCCCUGGGAACUUUUUCCAUGACAUCAGGACUUAGUUCAGACGAGGAUUGCCAAUUGUGCCCUGCGGGGCAAUACUGUGCCCAUCCUGGAUUGUCUGAUCUCUCACAAAUUUUACCGUGCUCCUCGGGGUAUGUCUGUAAGGAAGGGAGCUCUGUUCCUUGUCCAACGGAUGAGGUUCAUGGUUAUCAGUGUCCCAUCGGAUUCUACUGCCCAAGUGGCACCACUAUAGAAUUGCCAUGUGCCCCAGGUACCUUCAGUCCUAUGCCCGGGUCUGGCACAUGUCUGCCUUGCCCUGCCGGUAGCAGCUGUAUGCAAUCAUCCACAGCGGAACCAGUCAGCUGCCCUCGAGGUAAUUACUGUCCUGCCAUGACUGCAGCGCCCAUUCCAUGUCCAGAGGGAACCUUUAACCCAUUGCAAGGGGCACUGUCAUCAGCUUCAUGCAAGAAAUGCCCAGCGGGUAGAUACUGCCGAGGAGAGGCAAAUUGGCAGCCAGAUGGGCUGUGUUCAGCUGGGUAUUACUGCGAAGGAGAAGCAGCCGACGCCAUACCCCAGAAAACAGCGCGGUUUCUUUUAAAUGGGCAGUGUCCUGCAGGCCAUUACUGUCCAGAAGGAACGCAAUCUCCAAAACCCUGCCCUCCGGGAACUUUAAAGAACACUACAGGGGGCUUUUCAGCUGAGAGCUGCGUACCGUGCUACGCUGGAUAUUUCUGUGCCACCGGAGGUUUGAGUUCACCCACCGGGGAGUGCGCAGCGGGAUUUUACUGCCCAGCAAAUGUCACCUCUGUCAGUCCCACAGCAUUCCUGUGCCCCAGGGGUCAUUUUUGCCCCUCUGGUGCUUCCUAUCCAAUCCCCUGCCCCACCGGAGAGUACCAACCAAACAGUGGGUCCCACACCUGCAUCCCAUGUCAGCCCGGGUACUUCUGCCAGGAGGCCGUAGCUGGUGACCCUCAGAAAUGCCCUCCUUACUCCUACUGCCCUGCUGGGGCACUCUACCCACUAACAUGCCCCAAUGGGACGUACACCCUAAGCGAACGGGGCGGUCUCAGAGAAAAAGGGGAAUGUCUUCCAUGUCCUCCCGGAAAGUAUUGCAGAGGAGGUAAACUUCAGGGAGCCUGUUCGGCUGGACACUUCUGCUUGUCCGGCAGCUCAGAAUACACACCAUAUGGGCAAAAUUUCAGCCGCAGCUCAUUAAACGAAUGCCGAUGGGGUCAGAUGUGCGCAGGAAUCUGCCCAGCAGGUUUCUAUUGCCAAGAAGGCACUGUCCUACCCCAUCCAUGCCCUGCCAAUACUUUAAGAAUGGCCCCGGGAGCUCGACAUCGAAAUGACUGCUUGCCCUGCCCUCAGGGGUACUGGUGUAGAGAAGGGAACCCGGCACCUGCCCCAUGUCCAGCAGGACAUUUUUGCACUGGAGUCAAUCAGACGGUUGCCGAUGGAAUAGUUGGGCCUCAGGAAUGUCCCAUUCACACCUACCGAGCUCUCCCUGGGGCUGAGAGAAUGGGCGAUUGUCACAAGUGCCCUCCAGGAUAUUACUGCAACAUGCCAGGUAUCACUACAUUUGAAGACUUCCCAUGUCCUCUGGGGUUUUGGUGUCCAGGGCUAAGGGAUCCUGUGGCCUGCCCUGCUGGUACCCUGAGGAUUGAGACAGGAGCAGCUUCAAUUCAGGAUUGUGAGCCUUGCCCUGUAGGACAUUACUGUCCGGACCCGUCCUUGACUCGGGGAGCCAACAUUAUGGGAAUCCCCUGCCGGCCUGGCUAUGAGUGCCCACUCGGCUCUGUUACUGAGACUAUAUGCAGGCUUGGAUCCUACUGCAUAUCUCGGACCGGGGUCCCCCCAAUAUGCCCCGGGGGGUAUUACUGUCCUGAAGGGUCAACUACAUUUAACACCAGCCAACAGCUAUGCACGUUCCCUCAUUUCUGUCCUCCUGGAAGUCUGCAGAUGAUGCCCUGCCCAGGGGGCAGUAAAGCAGUCCAGGUGACCGGACUCAGGGACUCAGCUGAAGCUUCAUGCAAAAGCUGUGAACCCGGGACCUAUCGUAGCAGCACAUCCGAGAUUGAGUGCCUGCCCUGCCCAGCUGGAUUCAGCUGCCCUCCUGGUGCAGAGAGCUAUCUACAUCAUGAGUGCCAGGCUGGCUAUUACUGCCCAGCGGGUGCCACUGCCCCGGUACCCUGCCCGCCUGGAACCUACGGAAGCGGCGUUCAGGCUCAGAACCCAGAGGACUGCCACCCAUGCCCAGCUAGUACCUACAACCAUUUGAUUGCUCAGGUGGCUUGUUUUCCAUGUGGGAGCUCCUCCGAUUCCCCAGCAGGGGCUAAGAGCUGUAUUUGUCACGGCCUUAAUCGCGCCUUCCAAGAAUCUGACGGAUCCUGUAUUUGCCAGACUGGCUUUGUGUUCUACGAUGACAGAGAGAAAAAACGUUCCGAUGGAAACAGUGACCAGGACUGUCAACCGCAGGUAGAAGAACGCUGUGCUGCCAUUGAAGUGCGUUUGGCAUCUACAAGAAAAUGCGUUUUACCAGAACACCAUGACUGUACCCCAUCCUGUGGCCUGCUGGGAGGCGAACUGAUCCCCGAAUUUGGAAUGUGUCACUGCGUACAGUAUGUUUCAGCCGAAGAGUUGUGCGACAGAAUCUGUUUAAUGAAGAUUCCUCGGAUAUCGAUGAGUUUUGGCCCCAAUAAACAGUUUGUGCUACAAAUUGAGGAAUCCGAAUUGAGGAGGAGCAGGAAAGUGGAGGUGUUGAAUGUACUUGGCCCGGAUGAUCACAUUUGGCGCAGUGAGCGGGUUCACUUAGUCAUUUUUGGCUCAAGUGGCGUGUUCGGCGUCAUACCUUCGAGCACACAAGUAAUGGAGGCUUUUUUAACAGGAGAUUCCUGGUCCGUUCCAACACCUCGAAAAUCACGAAAUGUUGAACAAGUUUUAACUUUGUCAGAAUUUGGACCUUUACCGAGAAUUCCGAACCCAAUAUUGUGUCUGACGGUUGGAGACACCGUGUUUUUCCAACUCAGCAUUAACCCAGCUGAUAAAGCUUCCAGCCAUUACCCAGUUUACCAAAAGGACCACCUUUACAACACCAACCCAGACUGGGACUUUGGUGCAUUUAGAAGACUUCACCAUCUUAUCAGAGAGACCCAAGUAAAUUCAUCCAGGUUUGCUCAUGUUUUUGUGGAGCCCGGCACGUACGUCUUCGUAGAUAAUGGCAGCAAGGAUCGCUCUCUGUUUGUGACUGUGAAAGAAACAAAUGUCAAGUGUGAUCCGGUUGCAUCUCAUGUGCAGCCUUCCUCCCCGUAUCAGCUAAUCAAACAUGGGAUCGCAAACCAUCAGAAACUCAACCUGUCGCCAGACUGGGGCGUUAUCCUGGGUAUUCUGCUGUUACUUUUCCUGGUUAUGAUCAUUCUGCUGGUUUUAACCAUCGUAUUGAGACCAUCACUCUACAGUCCCAACCCCAUGAGAGCUUGGAAGCCUCGUUGGAGGAGCCUUGGAGAGCCUUAUAUUCCCCCAGAAUUCGUACUCACAAAAGACAGCCUUCAGUUCUAUGAAACACAUGGCCAGCAUGCUUCGGGAGAGAUACUAGACAUUGGAAAAAAGGAGAUUGAUUAUGGAUCAGACCAGAGAAGCACAAUCCGAAAUUUAGAGGAUUUCAAUGUACGGACAUUAUUUGACAAACUUGAGGAUCAAAAUCUCCAUUUAACGUCUCAGUUGGGGAGACACAGAAAUGACACACUGUCUUUCUAUAAAGCUUUUAUACAAAGGAUUCAACUGUUAACGGAUUUGUUACACGGACUGGUAAUGAAUGACUGCAAUGUUUCAGAAUGGAGCAAGACCCCUCUAGAGAGGGACUUGGCCAGUUCCUGCUCCGGUGUGGCCUCUCAGCAAAGUGAGGAAUCAGCAACUGGUACCAGCAGAGACUACCAAGUACACCGCAAUCAAGGACUAUUUUGGCAAGAGGCAUCUUCCCUAAUGAAAGCUCUAAAAAUCAUCUUGAUGAAAGUCUGCUCGGAGCAGAGAAUGAAGAAAACGGAUCAGGUGUCGCAUAGUCACAAACACAGCGGAGAAAUGAUACACAAUGAACAAAGUGAUAACAGUCAGGUGAUAAGAAAUGUGUUUUCAAUUGAAAAGGGCAUUUAUUCACUUGUCAUUUACCUGAAUUAAACCUUACACCAAAAUGCCAGAGUUUGAA
Pelobates fuscus (common spadefoot toad) is the source of this 4582-nucleotide messenger RNA. Its product is annotated as zonadhesin-like. Bases 79 to 4554 code for a protein of 1491 amino acids. The record is from RefSeq and is a predicted model, not a curated record. The transcript has 29 exons. NCBI's taxonomy places the organism in Eukaryota, Metazoa, Chordata, Amphibia, Anura, Pelobatidae.